This is a messenger RNA of Staurois parvus, 754 nucleotides long. NCBI's taxonomy places the organism in Eukaryota, Metazoa, Chordata, Amphibia, Anura, Ranidae. The record is from the annotation of a GenBank genome assembly.
AGGCCAGUGGACGGAUUGGCAGAGAGGGAUGGAGGACACCGAGUGGAGGUCAGUGAAGGGAUUGGCAGAGAGGGGUGGAGGACACCGAGUGGAGGCCAGUGGAGGGAUUGGCAGAGAGGAAUGGAGGCCGCCGAGUGGAGAUCAGUGGAGGGGAUUGGCAGAGAGGGAUGCAGGACACCGAUUGGAGGGAUUGGCAGAAAGGGGUGGAGGCCAGUGGAGGGAUUUGCAGAGAGGGAUAGAGGGAAGCCAGUGGAGGGAUUGGCAGAGAAGGAUGGAGGGCAUCAAGUGGAGGGCAGUGGAGGGAUUGGCAGUGAGGGGUGGAGGACACUGAGUGGAGGUCAGUGGAGGGAUUGGCAGAGAGGGGUGGAGGACACCGAGUGGAGGCCAGUGGAGGGAUUGGCAGAGAGGAAUGGAGGCCUCCGAGUGGAGAUCAGUGGAGGGAUUGGCAGAGAGGGAUGCAGGACACCGAUUGGAGGGAUUGGCAGAGAGGGGUGGAGGCCAGUGGAGGGAUUUGCAGAGAGGGAUAGAGGGAAGCCAGUGGAGGGAUUGGCAGAGAGGGAUGGAGGCCAGUGGAGGGAUUGGCAGAGAGGGGUGGCAGAUACAGAACGGUUAGUAAGGUGGAUGAGUCUGGCAGCAGCAUUCAUGAUAGACUGAAGAGGGGAUAGCCUGCGAUGAGGUCAGCCAAUGAGGAGGGAGUUACAAUAGUCAAGGAUUGUGUGUUUGGUAGAGAAGCAUUUAUUAUACAUUCCAAGCC